This is a messenger RNA of Caenorhabditis briggsae, 1302 nucleotides long. The record is from RefSeq and is a predicted model, not a curated record. The transcript has 4 exons. The coding region runs from base 1 to 1302 and encodes 433 amino acids. NCBI's taxonomy places the organism in Eukaryota, Metazoa, Nematoda, Chromadorea, Rhabditida, Rhabditidae.
AUGAACCGUAAGAAGACGGAAGCCGAUCGAAAGCUUCUGAAGCUCCUGGAAAGUGAUGGAGAUGAAGCCGUUUUGGGAGAAGAGUUCAAAUCUGAAUUAGUCAAGCAGAUUAUGAUCAAAUCAGUGGAGAGUGACGAAUACUGUGCCUCAGGAAGAGCGUUGUGUACCCAAUGCAAAACUUUGUUGUCCGCAACAGACGGUGGUCACGUUUUUCGGCAUUUGGAUCGAUGCACUAGUAAAAGAGCUGCCAGCGAACCCAUUCCGGAAAAAAGUGAUGAAUCGCUCCGAUCAGUUGAACCGUUGGCUAAGCAACGAAAAUUGACAGGUACAAGAAACAAAAGAUACAUAUUUUCAAACAUUGGUUCAGAUUUUUCGAAGCGACAGUUCACAAAAGAGCAAACAUCGAAAAUUACUCGCGCACUUGCCAAGCAUGCGUUGAGAACGGGAAAAUCUUUCAAUUACAUGGGCGGAGAUUGUAUGAGAGAUCUUGUUAUUGAUGUAGCGAACGCCACUGGCAGUGGAAUAUUCGGAAAGGAAGCCAAAGCUCAAAUCCCUCAUCGCCAAACGAUCCAAACACAUACAUUGAAAUUUUCCGAUGAACUUAUCAAACGAGCUUUUGGUGAACUAAAGCCGUACGCUGGAAAACAACGAGUUAAUUUGAUCGUUGAUCAUGGAAAAAUUGUUUCGAACUACCUAUCCAUGUUUGCUUCGUACAUCGACGACACAUUCAAGCUAAGACUGUUGCCUAUCGGAUUUAUUCCUAGUGCAGAUAGUAAAACCGGAGCAGACACUGCCGAUGCAAUUAUCGAUCGAUUCAAUCAGUUGGCUGAUAUUCGAUGCGUGAGCCACUCCAUCCAUCUUCUGGGUGAAAAAGUCGUUGACCCGUUGGAAAAACAUGCGAAGACGUUGGACCCGGAAAUUAUGAAACUGCUUCCGAUCGCAAGAGAAUGUCUCGACAAUGCCCAAAACGUCUCUUCGGCCAUUAGAAACAACUUCCAAGCGUGUUCGGAGAUGUCACGUCUACCCACACUGCCAAACGAUACUCGCUGGCUGAAUGGACUCAAAUGUCUUGUGGAUGUUACAGAACUGAGCAAAGAAAUUCUUGAUUUAGUGUCGAAAUUGUCUCUGAAAGGCAGAACAUCAAUGUAUUGGCUUAACGAUCAUCCUGAACACGUCAAUGCAGUUCUCCACAUCUUGAAACCACUUCUGACCUACUCAAUCGAUUUUCAACCAAUAUUGAUCCCACUCCGUCUCGACGUACCUUCUUGUCACAUCAUUCUCACUAUCAGUCAGUUCUUUUAA